GACAGUUUCUCAAACAUACUUCCGUCACACUUUACGGCAGUGUAUGUUGCUUGCAGCCAGGCAGGUGUAAGACGGCAAUGCGCAUUGGACUGCCCGGUGCAGAGACACUACAAGGUGGAUCCUUAAAAGCUUGGAUUUUGACAGUCCUCCUGAGUGCGUUUAUGUUCCAGCUGCUGAGGACUGUUGGACUGAGGGCGUUCUCCAUGGCAUCUGAGACCUACACGUCGGGCACACACUCCGCUGCCUUCGUCACCUGUCCUAACGACACGGUGGCUAAAGAGUUGGCCAGGGGUAUUGUGCAGAAGAAGCUGGCUGCCUGUGUCAACAUCGUUCCAGCGAUCACAUCUGUAUAUGAAUGGCAGGGGAAGAUUGAGGAGGACAGUGAGGUGCUGCUGAUGAUUAAAACAAGAAGUUCCAAAGUGCCUGCUCUAGCUGAAUAUGUCCGUUCUAACCAUCCUUACGAGGUAGCCGAGGUCAUCAGCCUUCCCAUCGACCAGGGGAACCCGCCUUACCUCAAGUGGAUAGGAGAAGUUGUCCCUGAAUAAAGAUGGACUGAUGGAUGAGUGAAUGAAUUAAUGGAUGGAUGGAUGGAUGGAUAUGCAAACCAAUCUAAACAAAUGUGAAAUUACACAUACUGUACCCUAUUUUCGAUGCUUGGACACACUCUGGCCACUACUAUCCAAAUUGGUAAUGUUGUUACAAACUAAGGCUUACAAGACAAGACAGGGCUCAUCAUGUGAGUUUUUAAGUGACAUAUUGGGUGUUCUGAAGUGAUUUAAACCGUUAUGUUCUCUAAAAUUUUCCAUCAUUUGAGGCUUGUAAGUGGGUGAUAUUUUCCCCUCUAGAGGGCAGCAUUGUUCCUUUAUAUUCAAAGUUAACCAAGACUGUGCUACAACUUGUGAGUUGCUUGAAUAAAGAACCAUUUUGCAAUAAA
Messenger RNA from Thunnus maccoyii (southern bluefin tuna), 934 nucleotides. RefSeq names its product protein CutA homolog. Gene Ontology annotation, biological process: response to metal ion. The transcript is spliced from 7 exons. Gene Ontology annotation, molecular function: copper ion binding. The coding region runs from base 78 to 545 and encodes 155 amino acids. The record is from RefSeq and is a predicted model, not a curated record. NCBI's taxonomy places the organism in Eukaryota, Metazoa, Chordata, Actinopteri, Scombriformes, Scombridae.